Cavia porcellus (domestic guinea pig) is the source of this 4321-nucleotide messenger RNA. RefSeq names its product inositol monophosphatase 2 (gene Impa2). The record is from RefSeq and is a predicted model, not a curated record. Bases 1213 to 2079 code for a protein of 288 amino acids. Gene Ontology annotation, biological process: signal transduction; inositol metabolic process; phosphatidylinositol phosphate biosynthetic process. Gene Ontology annotation, molecular function: inositol monophosphate 1-phosphatase activity. NCBI's taxonomy places the organism in Eukaryota, Metazoa, Chordata, Mammalia, Rodentia, Caviidae. The transcript has 6 exons.
GGGCCUGCCGCAGCCUCUGCCUUCACUCCUGCUUGCCUGCACCAAGCGCCUUGACAGGGAGGAGGCCCAGCGUGUUCCCGGGCUCACAAUGUGUGGGGCUGUGUGGGUGUCCUGGGCAGGCCCUGUCUUCACGUGGACUUUAGGCUGCAAGGGGAGACCACAUUCCAAGCAGAUGGCCACGCCAGUGUCUCGCUGGCCCUAGAGUGUGUGACCUUGUCACAGAUAGAAAGGGACUCCUAUUUUUGGCAACAGCUCUCAUCUCCACAUUUCACUGGUUCUUUCUAAUCCCCUGGCUAUUAGCAUGAGAAUGGGACUCCUCCUGGGUUCCCAGGGGCCUCCUGAGACCUCAGACUCUGGGGAAGCUGGGCCCUGCCUAUCCUGCACCCUGAAGAGCCUGACCCCUUGCAGGCUCCACAGUUCUGUACAAAUGGGGCUGAGGAACUGGGGUCACAAAAGCAGCCCUUGGAGCAGUAUUUGUCACCCUCAUCUUCGGUAUCUCACAGACACCCCAGCAGGGAAACAAAGACCCGCACACCCCAAAGUCUCCUCUGGCAUCAGUAGAACUUUAGUACCCAACUUCAGUAAGAAGUUAGCGAUUGGUUGGUGUCUGCUCAAUGACACCACAGAGGCCAGGAGGCCAACAGCACUGGGGGUGACAGCCAAGACCCCCAUUCCCAGUGGCAGGAAUGGUGGCAGCUGGGUCCUUGGUCCGGCCAGUGUCCUUACAGCAGAGCUGCAGCCUCCACCAGGGGAGAGGCUGGCCCUGCCCUUCCUCUCUUGCUCUCGGGUCCCCAGCACAGUGCCCAGUGAUGGGGUUCAUGUGGCCCCAGGCACUGCUCGACCCAGGCCAUGGUCAGGCUGAGAGCUGCAGGUGCCUGACCCCUUUGCUGUUGGCUGGGGACCUGCCCAGGGACAGAGCAGGCUGUGAGAGGUCACAGAAUGGGAAAGGGCUAGCAUGCUGGGGACCCCUUGUGGUUCUCAGUGCUCCUCUUCCUUUCGCCACUUAGCCCUUGGAGACCGUUUCUAGGACCCCACUUCUGGGGUGAGCUGCUGUGUGCCUCGCCAGCCGGGGCCACCCUUCUUUGGCAGUGCCCCAUGGGCUGACACUGCUGUGGUUGGCACCGGAGGGCUUUGCUUAGACUCACAGGCUGUCUUCCCCAUAAAGAAGAAGCUUUCCUGAGAAUGAAGUUCUUUCUGUAUGCUUGACUACCAAUGCUGGAUUAUGCUGGAGUUCGGCGUGGUUCACCACUGCGUGGAGGAGCGGCUGUACUCUGCCCGUCGGGGCCACGGUGCCUUCUGCAAUGGCCAGCAGCUGUGGGUCUCGGGAGAGACAGUCCUGGCUCCUCGCUGCAUCCUGGCAACGUCGCCCAGCAUCUCCUGUCAUGGUUGGGGAGCUGCCAGGGACUCCAAGCACACGCCCCCUUCCCAGAGGUGACCUUGCUUCAGAAGCACCUGCUCUUGGGAGUUUCCAUCCUUGUGAUCCCAGCAGGUGAAGAAGACCUCUCCAGGGCCCUGAUUCUGACAGAAAUUGGCUCCAAGCGUGAUCCUGCCACACUGAAGCUGCUCCUGGGCAACAUGGAGCAGCUGCUGCUUGCCAAGGCCCACGGGGUCCGGGUCAUCGGCAGCUCCACCUUAGCGCUCUGCCAUCUGGCCGCAGGGGCUGUCGAUGCCUAUUACCAGUUUGGCCUGCACUGCUGGGACCUGGCAGCUGCCACAGUCAUCGUCAGAGAGGCAGGAGGCAUUGUGAUGGACACAACAGGUCUCUCUCCCCAGGUGGACCCCUUGACCUCAUGUCACGCAGAGUGGUUGCCGCAGGCACCCAGAAGAUGGCCACACUUGUCGCCCAGGCCUUGCAGCCCAUCAGCUAUGAACGGGAUGACUAAGUGUGAGGGCGCUACAGGACAGGCCCCACCCAUGCAGCACCCCAGCCUGCACUGCACCCCAGGCCAUCACCGACCUGCACGCCCCCUCUGGGCCAGGUGUCUGUUGGUCUCUGAUGCGCGGUUCCUAGCAUCCUCCCGAAGCAGCCCUGGCCUGCAGGAGCUACAUGCUGCUCACCCAGACUCAGGUGACGGCUAGAACCGCGGGACACAGCACCCUCAGGCCCCCAUCCCGCACCUGGUACUACGCCAGGCAGUGAAUCAGCACUGGCUUCCACUCAUUGCUCCUCAAGCAGGGUCAGCCCUGCUGCCCACAGAUCACAGGGGAGGUUCACAAGGUCACCCAGAAGCUGGCUGUGGGUCUGGGGCAGGACAGAUGCCCUGAGAGCCAAUUCCAUGACCGUUGUGCUGGGCUGCAGACUCCCAGAGCCAAGCAGGGCAACCACAAGUGACUGCAAGGUGCUUUCUGGGCCCUGCUGUGUCUGGAACUCCCAUGCGGACCAUGAGCCCAUAGCCAUGGCCCAGGCAUUGAGAUUCCACUUCAGGCAGAGAAAUCCACAGCCGCUAUCGGCUUCCUCCCCAAGCCCUUGUCACCGACAGCGCACACAACGUCAUGGCUCCCUGGCUCCCACCGCCACUGGCCCCCCAGCCUCCCUCAGAGCAUAGCUCCUGUCACUGACCUCUGCCACCCUCCACUGCCAAACCCUGGCACUCAGCAGCCCCAGCCAGCCGUGAGGCCUCCGAUCCAACACAGGGCCACAGGCACCCUAUGUGGGAGCAGCCGAUGCAGAAGGAUGAGGACAGGAUAAAUCUGAGGCUGAGAUGCCUGCUCUGCCUGCCUCGGGGGCUUUGGGAUGCAUCUGCCAUCUCAAGAGGGAAUUUCUGUUUCCAGAUGAGUGGGUGUUCAGGUCACCCCCAAACACACAGGGUUCAACAGCCCGUGUUUCAGGAUAUGAGUUGCCCUGGGAUGAGCAACCUCGGCAAGGUGCCUGCUUCCCGCCCUCUGGCCUGAGAUGCAGAUCGGCCUCCCCACAGGCAGCUCAGGAUCGGGGGACUGAGGAACUCCCAAGAACAGGUGACACCUGCACGCCUGUCACAGCAUCCAGUGCUGCCUCUCAGGGUCCCUGUGAGGAGCAUGCCAGCCCGACUCAGCACCCAGUACCCUGAAGCCCUGGGCCACCUCCCAGUGAGCAUGGCAGAGCCCACAGCAGACUUCCCUCUUCCCCAUGUCCUGUUCCAGCUAGGGCAGGGGACUCGGUAAAAGGACCUAUGCUCCCUGUCACCUAGAGGUUGGGACCCCGUUCAGCAGAGCCAAGUGCCCUGUGCCACGGCAGCCUGCCCCGCAGGAGGAAUGGUGGUGGGGGACACUGUGGUCCCACUGCGCCACCCCCACCAGCACUCAGAGCCAGAGGCCUGCUUCCCUGGCACUUGCCUUGCUCUUGGGAGCAGCAUCCAGGUGACAACCUCUGCGGCCUCUGGAGUCACAAAUAGAGAUGUCACCCAUAUGCUCAGGUCCAGAGCACAGAGCUCCCAGGGCCCCUGUGACUGAAAUUCAUCCAGCAGUGACCCCAUGAUGAACGCACUUAUAUGGUUCAUGAUGCCACAUGCUGGGUAGCUGGGGACAAUCAGAAUGUGUGGCAACCCAGCCAGCAUCUCCCGACCAACCCCAGCCUGAAUGCACGGGGUAGCAGUUGCAUGAUCCGAGGCCGAGAUGCAUGCUCUACCUGCCUCGGGGGCUUUGGUAUGCGUCUGCCAUCUCAAGAGGGAAUUUCUGUUUCCAGAUGAGUGGGUGUUCAGGUCACCCUGAAACACACAGGGCUGUUUUGAGACAAGCAGGAGGCUCGGCUGAGAGCUGGGCACCCAGGGAUACCGCCGCUGACGGCAAAGGGACAGGCAGCUGUGGCCCACGGAGGUGGAUUCUUAGCUAUCUGUGUCACUCAGCAGGGCUCCCUUGGAGAGGCCAUGACCCUUCUCUCACUUGCUGAGCCCUUCCCUGGUGUCCCCUUCCCUGCACACCUCCUGGUAACAGGCCAGAGCUGGCACGGUGAGGCACUGUGUACCUUGGGCAUCCAAGGCAGCACAGCCUCCUAUCACACCCACGAGGUGCAGCCUCAGCUUUCUGCACCCGUGGCCACAGGGCAGGGCCCUGAGGCUUGGUGCACAGCGCUGAAGGAUGCUGUGCUCCAACAGCGCUGAGCUAAGACAGGACUUCCGGCUCUGGCUCACAGCCAUUACCGAGGGCACCUGCAGCCCUGCAUACCACGGGAGGGAGCCCUGCAGGACACGUCCAAGGAGCAGGAAGAGCCUGCUGUGAAACUCGCACACAGGAAGGGAAAGGGAACCUGGAGAGCAGCCCCAAGGCAUACAAGAGAGAAAUGCAUGUCCUGUGCACAGCUCACCUUGCAGGUGUUCAUUAAGCAAUAUUAAAAUAUUGACAUGGA